AAAGCGCGCAAUUUGAAUUUCCGUCACUUUGAAAAAUGAGUGAUUGUAAAUAAUGAAAUGAAUGAGUAUUUCUAGACCGAUAGAAUAUUUUCUAAACUAUUGACACAUCCAUUCAGUGAAGAAUGAAUAUCAGUAAUUUAAUGGAAUUUUCACUGAUGGAUGAUGAAGAGAAUCAAUUCAGUAUUCCUUCAUUGGCACAGACUCCCGUAGUCAAGAACUCUAUACUGAAACCUUCCACGAAAGAUAAUCUCAUACAACUAUCAACACCUGUUCAUAAAAACCUCAAGGUAAAAUUUCAGACCCCACAGACUGCACACAAAGUGACACCAACAAGGUACGAACAAAUUAAAGAAUUAGAUGAUCAAGAAAAUUGGGCAGAAAGAACGACAGUUGUAUUAAAGUGUGAUCAUGAAGAAAAUACUAAGAAUGCUCAAGCUAUUUUACAUGACCUUAUUUACCAGUGUUUAGAUAGCAACAAGGCAAGCAAUGAUGAGGACCCUGUGAAAGACGACAAUGGUCAAGUAACAGUGACAGGAACUUCAUUACCAAUGGUUUCAGAAGAGACACAAAACAUCAGUGAUGACUGUAUCACAAAAGCUGACAAUUUAUCUUCUCAAGGUCCUGAAAAUGUGCAGAAAGUUGAAAAGGAAACCCCUGGUUCGCCAAUCAUCCCAGCUAAGUCUGGGGGAUAUUCAGUAGAUUUUGACAAUUUGGAUACUAUUGAUCCAUUUAAAGCCAAAGGGGGUUUGUCGAUUUCCCCCUCUUCACAAAAAAUAGAAAUAUUAGCUCCUGGUGACAAUCAGGCUGAGAGUGAUAGUGAAAAGCUGUUAGAAGACAUUGAACUCCUUGAUAUAAAAUUAGAAGACAUUGCUGAUAUCACUCUCUCAGAAAACGUGCCAUGUGAAGAAGGGGACACAACUGUUAUUGAAAACAAACAUUUGGGAGAAGGGGGUGUAAUUGUUGAUGAAAGCAAACAGACAGAGGACAAAGAUUUAACGGUGAUUGAAAAUAAGUGCAAAAAUGAAAUUGAUGAUAUUUCACCAGAAAUUAAAGAAAAUAAACAAUCGCAUGAUAUAGAUCUUGAAAGUAUAAAAAAUCCGUUUGCGACAACAAAACAAUUAGCCAAUUCACCACAGGUUAACACAACAAGCAUCACUUCUGAAUCAACACUUGAGAAAGAAAACCCAUUUGCGGCUUUAAAAGCAGAUAUUGGAUCGGUUGAAUCAGCCACCAAUUCCAAUUUUCUUAACUCACCUUUAAAAUUGCCAGCUGACUCGUUUGUAUCAGAACCAACCAUCAUAAACUCUCCAUUGUUGAAAAGUACAGAAAACCAACCUUCCAUUGAUGAAGAGAUAAAUCCAUUUGCCACCAAUACUAAGGUAGCAAAUUCACCGGCUGUAUAUGCUGAUCCUUUUGCCACAAAGUCAACAAUGGCAAAUUCACCGGCUGUGGAUGCUGAUCCUUUUGCCACAAGGUCAACAGUAGCAAAUUCACCAGCUGUGGAUGCUGAUCCUUUUGCCACAAAGUCAACAGUAGCAAAUUCACCGGCUGUGGCUGCUGAUCCUUUUGCCACAAAGUCAACAGUAGCAAAUUCACCGGCUGUGGCUGCUGAUCCUUUUGCCACAAAGUCAACAGUAGCAAAUUCACCGGCUGUGGCUGCUGAUCCUUUUGCCACAAAGUCAACAGUGGCAAAUUCACCAACAUUGGAUAGAACACAAGAUCCCAUGUCCAUAAAGUCAAAGGUCCCAAACUCACCAAAAUCUGAUGUUGAUUCAAUAAAUACAUCUGAAUUGAAAUCUGAGAUACCCAAAUCACCAGCACAAAGUUCCCAGGAUCCAUUUGCUACAAAAACAAAGGUUGCAAAUUCACCAGGAAUUAAUUCAGAUGAAAAUCCUUUUGAAACAAAAUCUAAGGUUCCAUGUUCACCAGCAAUAGGUUCUGAAGAGAAUCAAUUUGCAACUAAAUCAAUGGUUCCAAAUUCACCAACUAUAAUUUCUGAGGUGGAUCCUUUUGCUACAAAAUCAAAGGUUCCCAACUCACCAGGAAUAAGCACAGACGAAGAUCCAUUUACAACAAAAUCAAAAGUUCCAAAUUCACCAGCAGUAAGCUCCGAAGAUGACCCAUUUUCAACUAAAUCAAAAGUUCCAAAUACACCAGCAGUAAGCUCCGAGGCAGAUCCAUUUGCUACAAAAACAAAAGUUCCAAAUUCACCUGCAGUAAGCACAGAGGAAGAUACAUUUGCUACAAAAACCAAAGUUCCAAAUUCACCGGCAGUAAGCACAGAGGAAGAUCCAUUUGCUACAAAAACAAAAGUUCCAAAUUCACCGGCAGUAAGCACAGAGGAAGAUCCAUUUGCUACAAAAACAAAAGUUCCAAAUUCACCGGCAGUAAGCACAGAGGAAGAUCCAUUUGCUACAAAAACAAAAGUUCCAAAUUCACCGGCAGUAAGCACAGAGGAAGAUCCAUUUGCUACAAAAACAAAAGUUCCAAAUUCACCAACAGUAAGCACAAAGGAUGAUCCAUUUGGUACAAAAACAACAGUUUUAAAUUCACCAACAGUUAUAAGCUCAGAAGAUGACCCAUUUACAACUAAGUGGAAGGUUCCAAAUUCACCUGCAGUAAGCUCAGAAGAUGAUCCAUUUGCAACAAAAUCAAAAGUUCCUAGCUCCCCAACACAAAGCACAGAGGAAGAUUCAAUUGCAACAAAAGCAACAGUUUCAAAUUCACCACUUAGAAAUUCAGACGAAGACCCAUUUACAAGCAAAUCAAAGGUUCCAAAUUCACCAGCAAUUAGCUUAGAAGAAAAUCCAUUUGCAAGUAAAUCUAAAGUUCCUAACUCACCAACAGUUAGCACAGAGGAGGACCCAUUUGCCACAAAAUUAAAAGUUUCAAAUUCACCAACUGUUAACUCAAAAAUUGAUCCAUUUGCAACUAAAUCAAAGGUUCCUAAUUCACCUACAACAAGCUCAGAGGAGAACCCAUUUGCAGUAAAAUCUAAAAUUGGGAAUUCACCAAAACACAAUCUAGAUGACAUUGACCCAUUUGCAACUCAAUCUAAAGUACCCAGUUCACCAAAAAAUGAUGAGGUCAAAAUACAGGACAGUAUAAAACAGACAAUUGGGGAAGAUGCCUUUUCAAACAAUAAUCCAUUCUCACCACAAUAUCCAGCUGUAAACAUCACUUCAAAAAGAGGUGCUACAGAAUCAUCAGGAAAACAAGAUAGUGGACUACUAAACCUGGGACUUAGUAUUGAUGAAGACCAGUUUAAACCUGCUUCUGAUGUUUUUAAUGACACUGCAGCCUGGGAUGCAUUAGAAAGUUUUGGAUCAUGUACAUCAGAUCCCUCAACACUGAGUAGACAGUCGUUGUAUGUGAAGUUUGACCCCCUCGUCAAUCUACCCCCAGAUGAUCCAAGAAGAGCCAGCAUAGAUAUCAGAAGAGCAAGCAUGAAACUGGAGCGACUGAGGGAAAUCAAUUGUGAUGAAAGCUUCCUGCUGUUUGGAACACCUCCAAAGCCUUCCUCAGUUCGAAAUGUUGGUAUUGUUUCACAAGGUCCAUUGGAUGGAGGAGCUAAGAAAAAGACCCCUGCUAAGACACCUGUACAGGAAUUGAAGAAAUCAGCUGUGGACUUGUUAUCUGAUUCACCUGACAUCCUUAGUAUGAGCAUAAAUGUGAAUCGACUUGGUGAGCAGGCAGAAGGAAUUAAAAUGAACUUAGCUGAUGUGCAAGACUCAGACUCUGGUAUUGUUGAGGUUCUUCAAUACACAGAGGCAGAUUGGAAGAAGAUGCAACAUGCCCUGUUGAUGGAAGUUCAAGGGAAAAUAUUAGCUAAGGAAAGAGAAUACGCCUUGAUAAAAAAACAGUAUGAAGAUCAGAUGAAAAGGAUAAUGGAGGAACAAAAGAAAGAAUUAGCUUCCAGAGAUGAAAAAGCUAAAAAGAAUGCCAAGAGUUUUGAUGAAAUCAUGGUUAUAUUGGCUGAGUAUGAAAAGACAAUUGAUAAUUUAAUUGGUGAAAAAGAAAAAUUAAAAGAAGAAAAGGAUGAAGAAAUCAAGAAAUUGAAAGAUAAAAUACAACAACUAAAUACUGAUGAACAAUCAGUAGAAACUACCCUGUCACUUCUUCACCAACGAUAUGAAAAAUUGAAAACAGUUCUUCAAGGAUAUAUAACGAACGAAGAAACCUUAAAGAAGUAUGGAGAUGAAUGCACUGCUAAAGUUAAAGCUACAGAGGAGAAAAUGCAGGCUUUGAAAAAGGAUGCUGAAGCCAAAUUACAAAAAGCUAAUACUGAAUAUGAAACAUUGAAAUCAGAGGCUGAGGCUGAAGGAUCGAAGUUGAAAGUUGCCUUGAAGAGGAAAGAGAUGGAAUGUCAGCGUAAAGAAAAUGAAAAACAGAGCCUACAGUCACAGUUAGAACAAAAGAUACAAGAAAAUACAGAACUAACAAGUUUAUGUGAUGAACUUUUAUCAAAAGUGAAAUAAACAUUGGAAUCAAUAUUCAUAAUAAUCAAUAUAGUUAUUUUAAAGAACAUGCACUUAGUCAUAGUUUACAUUUGGCAAUAUAAGUCAAAAUGGUGUUUGUUAUAUGACUUUCACAUAAUAAGCCACAUUUGUUUUUGGUUGAUUAUGUGUGGUAUAAUUCGAGUAACUAGUAUCAACCAUGUGAAGCGGAUAUUAGUUAUGAACAAAAUUUAAACAUUUCAUGACAUGCUUGAUGAAAGCCAUUUAUAUAACUUGGUUGCUUUUUUUGUUUUUCAUUGCAAAGUGCUAUAUAUUGCCUUUGCCAAGCUCAAAUGCCAGACAAAAAAAACAAGAAUUAAAAGUUCAACUUUUUAUUUGAAAUUGCCAAUAUGCCAUGUUUGUUUAAAGCUUAACUUUAUAGUGUAAAAUUUAUAGAUUAUAGACUGAUUUCUGUCUUUUCUCUCGCUCUUUUCUCCUUCACCAUUUUUAAGUUAUUUUUGUUGAUGUUUUUCUUUAUGUAUUAAGUGCUUUGUGUAAUUAUUUUCAGCAUAUUAAAAGAUAUUUAUAUAGCUGUUGACUUCUUACAGAUACUAGAUUUGUAUUGAUUAUAUUUAGACAGGUGAUCUUGUUUGAUGUUUAUGAUUUAUUUCUUGAUGGAAAGUAUGGAAAACAAUUGUUUUUAGUAUAUAUAUAUAUGAAAGCAAUUAUUUUGUCAUGCCCUACCUACGUUAUUAAGGUGGCAUUUUCUUUUCUGGUCUGUCCAUUAUUACAUUUGUCUGUCCUGUAUCAGGUUUAAGAUUUUGGUCAAGACAGUUUACAGUUUAAGUUGUGGUCAAAUCACAGUACACUUGAUCAUUAUGUGAACUUACAAAAUUAAACGGUUUUGACCCUGAUUUCACAGUUGACCUUACAUAGAAUUGUGAUACUGGAGCAGGGCAUGGUAUCUUAUGGAAAUAUAUUCUUGUUUUCAUAUCUAAAUGUUCUGCAAUUAAAAGUAGAUAUUUAAAAGUAUAAAUUAAUAUCAAAGGCACUUUUUUGUUAUAUUUUUAGCAUGGACUCUUCCAUGAGGUACUGGAUGGAGGGGGAGGGGUCCUUGAUUUCUGUUUUCUCUUGAUAUUAUUUAGUUCACUUUUCUCUAUUCUUUGUACAAAAAAUACCCAAUUUUCUCUAUUUUUUAUUUUUAGCACUUCUUUCUGUAGUUUUGAUCCAUCAUUCUCUUCUGUAAAACCCAUCCAGACUCUUCCAUUUUUAUCAAACAAAAUAUAAUAAUAGAAAAAAAAAGUUAAUUUUUUGUUUGCAUUAAAGUUUAUAGAAAAAAAGCUGAAUUUAUACUUUGAAAACCUAGCUUUAGGAGGCCCAAACUUCAAUAGAGUAUUUUGUGAUAUGCAAUUUAUUGUUGAUUUGCAUAUAUAUAAUAUAUAUAUAUGACUACUUAUGUCUUUUAUGAACAAUGUACAAUAAACUGAUUUCAGGACAUUGUAAAUAAAUGAUUUGAGGAACUAAAUGUAGAAACAUGUA
Messenger RNA from Mytilus californianus (California mussel), 5975 nucleotides. Its product is annotated as transforming acidic coiled-coil-containing protein 3-like. Gene Ontology annotation, biological process: mitotic spindle organization; cerebral cortex development; cell population proliferation. The transcript is spliced from 17 exons. Gene Ontology annotation, cellular component: cytoplasm. The record is from RefSeq and is a predicted model, not a curated record. NCBI's taxonomy places the organism in Eukaryota, Metazoa, Mollusca, Bivalvia, Mytilida, Mytilidae. The coding region runs from base 123 to 4478 and encodes 1451 amino acids.